AUUCUCCACGUAGCAUUGUACAUAGCACCUAAUCAACGCUCCUCUUUGAGCCCUCGACCUCUUGCGUGUAGCGCUAUCGUGACAUGACGUGGUUGUAGAUCGAGUUUAUCUGGAUGAGCUGGGGUUUGGCAAAACAACGCAGAGAGAUCAGAUGAUAUUUGGAGCGUCAUCCGUCAUGGCUCGAAGUGGGAUAGGACAGAGCUAUUUUAUAGAAGGUAUACUAGCGUUGGGACCUCGCUAUGACGCAAACUCAACCCAUCCUACUGUUUGGGCGAAACUAGCGACCGCUCUGCCUCAGCCUGUCUUUGUGACCGAUUUAAGGUUCAAUGGCAGAGGUGAAUACACCUUCGGAACAAUCCCUUACCAUAAUAUGGAUGUCAGUUUUUGGGACGGAGAUAUCAACGAGCAAGACCUUUGGAGACUCCCCAUUACAUCAUACGCAAUUGGCGGACACGCGACUGAGAAGAAGAUAGCGAAAGCCUGUUUUGACGCCAUAGUGGACACCGGUUGCAGUUUCCUUCGUCUUCCGCCUUGCAUUGUACAAAGCUACUAUGCAAUGGUACCAGGUCAUAUUCAACGAGAUGGAGUGUAUCUCUUCCUGUCACGGUGACGAUGUAUCGGGCAUUUGAACGCGAGAUAGACAAGUAUCAGAUUCAAAGAAGGAUAACUACGUGCUAUUACCGUGGUUGGUUACAAGACGUUAAGAUGCCGAGUUGAAUUAGGGACGGGAGCCAGGCUAUAUACAGGACGAGAAAAGGGGCUCGCACAUAGCGCGUGGCCCUAACAGAAUCGGGAAUCAGGUGGCAGGCGCGUGGCGCACGCGUGCGCACGUAUGCGGGAACAAGGUGUCAGGGGAUUAAUGCUUAGAGGGAGGCUAUAAUCAAUACC
Mytilinidion resinicola is the source of this 888-nucleotide messenger RNA. RefSeq lists its product as uncharacterized. The record is from RefSeq and is a predicted model, not a curated record. The coding region runs from base 152 to 610 and encodes 152 amino acids. Lineage: Eukaryota; Fungi; Ascomycota; Dothideomycetes; Mytilinidiales; Mytilinidiaceae. The transcript has 2 exons.